GUCAUCAUCUUUCACUAAACACAAAUGUAAACACAUUUUUAACAGUUAAAACCCUAACAACAAAACCUCAGCCGCGUUUCCCGCUUUGCAUCUGUAUCAGUCGACUCGCACUCAACUCAACUGCUCGGAAAACGCCGCCGGACUUUUUCGUCGGCCGCUAUAAACAGUUUUUCUGUGCAACUAUUCCUUAAUCCGACCGAAAUGGAUGACAAGAUAGACACUGCAGAAAAGAAGGUGUUGGUUGAUAUUGUAAAAUUGGCACAAAGGAAAGGCAUGAAGGGUACAAUGGGAGACUGGAAAGAAUUCUUGAACAGUCAUGAUAAAAAAUUUGGGGCAGGUAUGAGUGAUCCAUCAAAGAGGUCCCAUGAGGAUUUGGCUGCAUUUCUAAAGACAUUCUCAAAGGAUGAUGAUUUGAAGUUUUUUGGUAAUAUCAUGCGGCAUCAUUCAAAUCAAUACACGUUAGAGAGACUGAAAGAUAGAUCUCAUGAUUCCCCCGAGCAGAGGCUAGUCCAAGUAACUCUCCAGCACCCUAGGUAUCCACGGGAUUAUUCACUGCCAUCUAUUGAUGAGGGAUGGUUAGUGAUAAAUCUUAAAAAAAAGGCCAAGGGGAUAAGAUCUACUGCAAUGGUUGCUGUUGAUUGUGAAAUGGUUCGUUGUGAAGACGGGAAUGAAGCCUUAGUAAAAGUCUGUGUUGUAGAUCACAAUUUAGAGGUCAAGCUACACAAACUUGUUAAACCGGAGAAAGCAAUCGUAGACUACAAAACAGAGAUUACUGGUGUCUCUUCUGAAGAUCUAAAGACAGUGACUUGCUCCUUAGCUGAUAUACAGAAAUCGAUGAAGAAGUUGUUAUCCAAUGGAACUAUAUUAGUGGGACACAGUUUACAUAAUGAUCUACGUGUGCUGAAGCUAGAUUAUGUUAGAGUGAUCGACACUGCAUAUAUCUUCCAACCCUUGGAUGGAUCAAUUCACAUGAGACCUUCUUUGAAUAGUUUAUGUCAGUCUGUGUUGGGCUAUGAAGUUCGGAAAAAGGGUGCUUCACAUGAUUGUCUAGAUGAUGCAUGUGCAACAAUGAAACUUGUUCUUGCAAAGAUAAACAAUGGUGUUGAUAAGCCAUUUCCAUUGACAUUGGUUCAAGAGCCUGUUUCAGAAAGUGACAUGGCGAAACUGUUUAUUCACAGAAUUCCAACCACUAUGAACGUUGAAGCACUACAUGAAAUUGUUCCCGGAGACUUCACGAUAGAGCGAAAGCCUUCCAGGAAUGAUCAAGGAGAUAAGUAUUCCGCCUUAGCGAUCUUUAAGAACCAUCGAGAGGCACAUGAUGCAUAUGAAAAUCUCCAAGGCAGCCAAUCAAAGGAUUCAAAUGGGCGUCUACAGAAAAAUGUCACAUGUCGGCUGAGUACGGGCAUGAGUGUCAGUGUAUAUGUUCGGGAAAUGGGAAUUGAUGAUCACCACAAAAAAAUGCCAUCUAAGAGAGAUUUACCAGAGGAUGAGACAGUUGAUGUUCCCAAGAACAAGAAACUAAAAAUGGAUCCUGAAGUUGAAAAGGGCUACUUGAAAGAGAUAGAAGCACUGAAUCAACAAUUGAAAGAAAGUGUGUCGGAGAUCGAUUCAUUGAAGGAACAGUUGAGAAAAGUGGAUCCUGAAAUUGUAAAGGAUGCCCACUUGAAAGAGAUUGAAGCAUUGAAUCAACAAUUGAAAGAACGUGAAUCGGAGAUUGAAUCAUUGAAGGAACAGACAAGGAAAAAGGACUUUGAAAUCACCACUCUGCAUAAAAUGGUAUCAAGCUUAAAACAAAGGCAAAAACCUAAAAAAUAGUAACCAUGGCACUGGAAUAUGUGGUGUUAGAUUAUUCCAUAAAAAAAAAAUUCAAGGACAUGCUAUUCUCAUGUGAUUCUUAUAAAACUGUGGUUGUCUAUUUGGAUGAAGCUUAUAAUUUUGGUACUCUGUAUGUUAUGUUCUUUUUUACCAAUUCAAAUUUACAAUUUUGGCCCUGUAGGAUGAGCAAAGUUGAAUGAUGUAUUUUUAUUAGGAUUCUGUCGCUAGCUAUUAUUGUUUGAGACGUUUUAUGUAGUAAUGUUGACUAAAUACAAUCUAUUAUUAUGUUGGCUUUGUUUGAGAA
Molecule: messenger RNA, 2119 nt
Organism: Trifolium pratense (red clover)
Lineage: Eukaryota; Viridiplantae; Streptophyta; Magnoliopsida; Fabales; Fabaceae
Product: small RNA degrading nuclease 1
Exons: 13
Coding region: 202-1815 (537 amino acids)
Cellular component (GO): nucleus
Molecular function (GO): exonuclease activity; nucleic acid binding
Source: RefSeq, a predicted model, not a curated record